UACAGAAUUGUUGUAAAAGAUCCAAAAAGCCACAAACUUGAAACAAAAAUGUCGAAAAACAAGGCAGCAGGACACAAGGGUGCUUACGGUUACCAGAAGAAAAGAGAUGGGGAAGGGAGGACAUGUGUGCGCUUCAGAUGUGGCCUGACCAACACAAUCCUGGAUGUUCUUCGCCAGAGACCAGGCUGGGUCGAAGUCAAGGAGGAUGCAGAAUGGGACUUCAACUGGUGUGAUGUAGGGUGGCUCAGAGAGAACUUUGACCAUUCUUACAUGGAGGAGCAUGUUAGAAUUUGUCAUUUUCGAAACCACUAUGAGUUGACACGCAAGAACCUGAUGGUGAAGAAUUUAAAGCGCUAUAAAAAAAUGCUUGAACGUGAAGCUGGCCGUCUGGAGGCAGCUAAAUGUGACUUCUUUCCGUGCACCUUUGAGCUACCUAGUGAAUACCAUUUGUUUGUUGAGGAGUUUAAGAGAAGUCCAGGUAAUGUCUGGAUUAUGAAGCCAGCGGCCCGAUCACAGGGGAAGGGAAUCUUUCUUUUUCGAAAACUAAAGGAUAUUAUAGAAUGGAAAAAGGACAGAAUCCGCACUGAGGAACAAAAAGAUGAAGCUCAGGUUGAGAGCCACGUUGCCCAACGUUACAUUGAGAACCCAUAUCUCAUAAAUGGCAGGAAAUUUGAUCUAAGAGUCUACGUUCUUGUAACUUCAUAUCUCCCACUCAAAGCUUGGCUGUAUAGAGAUGGAUUUGCCAGAUUCUCCAACACCAGGUUCUCCCUUAGCAGUAUUGGUGAUCAGUAUGUCCAUCUAACUAACGUGGCAGUACAGAAAACGGCUCCAGACUAUGAUCCUGAGAAGGGUUGCAAAUGGCAGAUGCAACAGUUGCGACGAUACUUGACUGCAAAACAUGGCAGAGAGGUAGUGGAGGCUCUUUUUAAAGACAUUGACAACAUCUUUAUCCGCAGCAUACAGAGUGUGCAGAAGGUCAUCAUUAAUGACAAACAUUGUUUUGAGUUGUAUGGAUAUGACAUUCUCCUGGACCAGGAUCUUAAGCCGUGGCUGUUAGAGGUGAAUGCUUCCCCUUCUCUUACUGCCAGCAGUCAAGAGGAUUAUGAGCUAAAGUAUAGACUGCUAGAAGACACUUUGCAUAUUGUGGACAUGGAAGGCUGUCUCACUGGUAGGGAAAAGCAGGUUGGUGGAUUUGACCUCAUGUGGAAUGAUGGCCCAGUCUACAGAGAAGAUGUUGGCUUGGAGGCUCUGGGGAGCACCUACCAAAUAGCUAAUACACAUCUUGGCUGUGUAAAUGAUCGGAAGAAACAGCUGCAACAGCUCUUGAAGCCACUUCCUGGACAGAAAAGAAUAUGAAUGAAAAAUACUGCACAGUAGUGUGGUUAUAUCACAAGUCAUUAAUGAUGCAAAUAUUAACUACAUACUCUAAAUAUCAGAGGAAAAUU
This is a messenger RNA of Tachysurus vachellii, 1445 nucleotides long. It is a transcript of the gene ttll9, whose product is annotated as tubulin tyrosine ligase-like family, member 9. Lineage: Eukaryota; Metazoa; Chordata; Actinopteri; Siluriformes; Bagridae. Bases 49 to 1356 code for a protein of 435 amino acids. The transcript has 14 exons. The record is from RefSeq and is a predicted model, not a curated record. Gene Ontology annotation, cellular component: cilium. Gene Ontology annotation, molecular function: tubulin binding; tubulin-glutamic acid ligase activity. Gene Ontology annotation, biological process: microtubule cytoskeleton organization; protein polyglutamylation.